GUUUUGAAGACAAAUGGGUUGUCUUCCAUGCCAACGCUGCAGGAAUAAGUAAGUCCAUAUUCUGCCAGGGAGGAUAGUUGGCAGUUAUCAAGGAAUUCAGUCUUGGUAAGAACUUGUUGGUAACGACCGAAACUCCGCCAUGUCCGCCACAGACAUCCCGAGACCCAAGUGCUACGUGCAAACAUGGCUAACGGUGGAUUUCCUGGAAAAAUACCUGUAUAUCACUCAUGUUACCGUCCCUAUGCUUAACAUGAUCUUCUUGGGGGCGCAGAUGGCCUUUAAUAUCCUCAUCCUUAUCGCUAUCAUCAAGAACAACAGAAUCCGCACCCCGUCUACACUCCUCCUCGGAAACAUCUGCAUCAAGGACCUCGUGAUCGCCUCAAUCCUGCAGCCAAAUGGUAUCUUCCGCUCCAUUAACUUUCUCGUCCAAGACAAUCACUGCUACAAGUCCGCUGCAGAUGAUAUCCGCCCAUUCACCGUCUUUCUCUAUCGCUGCGUUUCCCUCGCAAGUUGGGUGAUGGUGUCUAUUGACCGAUGGCUUGCGAUACGACGCGCUAGUAAAUACCGUGUGAUAUUCACCCGCAAGCGCGCGUACAUAGCGAUUGGGGUAGGCUGGAUUUACAGUGUUGUGUUAAGCUACCUCGCAACCUUUGUGAUGAACAAAGACCAGCGUUAUCUUCUGGUUUUCAUCCAAUUCGGCCUCACAUGUCUGAUCAUCAUCUACAUACAGAUCAACGUCUAUCGUAGCAUCAAGGCGCAUGGCAGUAAUAUCGGUGCGCUGACCAGUGCACAGCAGACGCAGGCGGCCAUCGAGGAGCGAGUGUCCAUCACUGUGGCGUACUUCGUAAUCGCGUUGGCGAUAUCGUACCUGCCGAUGAUUAUUGAUGCCUUGCUUUUCUACUUUGGGACAAACCUGUCCUUGAUGACCUCGCCCUGGUGUGAGAUGCUGUUACUGGCAAAUGGAGCCAUCAACCCCUUUAUUUGGCUCAAGACAAGCGAGCAGAUGAGAAAGGCUGUGAAGGACGCAGCUAGCCUGCCAAGCUGGAUGUUCAGCAGCCGUGUCGCACCUGCCGCGUCUUCACAAGAGACCGAAAAUACCUAAGAUGUAAAACUUAUAUCAUGACUAUGUCCUACCUUUGGAUGACCGCGACGACCUGUUAGAUGACCGCAAAACCUAGAAAAUGACCGCCAAUGACUACAAAGUGACCGUGGCUACCUAGAAGAUGACUGUGAUUACCUAGAAGAUGGCCGAGACUACCUAGAAGAUAACCGCGACUACCUAGAAGAAAACCGCGACUUCUUAGAAGAUGACCAUGUCCCUACUUUUUGGAUGACUGCGACUACCUCUUAUAUGACCGCGACUGGCUAGAAGAAGACCUAGACUGGCUAGAAGAUGACAAUGUCCUACCUUAAGAUGACCGCGACUAACUCUAAGAUGGCCGCGACUACCUAGAACAUGACCGCGACUGGCUAGAAGAUGACCGCGACUACCUAGAGGAUGACCGCAACUACCUAAAAGAUGACCGCGACUGGCUAGAAGAUGUCAAUGUCCUACCUUUUAGAUGACCGCGACUAACUCUUAGACAGCCGCGACUACCUAGAACAUGACAGCUACUGGCUAGAAGAUGACCGCGACUACCUAGAGGAUGACCGCAACUACCUAGAAGAUGUCCGCAACCGCCUAGAAAAUGACCGCGACUAUCUUUUAGGAGACUGCGAAAACCUAGAAAACGACGGCGACUACCUAGAACAUGACUGGGAAUACCUAGAAGCUGACCGCGACUGACUAGAAGAUGACAAACGACUACCCAAAAGGCGACGGCGACUACUAAAAAAUGACCGCGACUACCUAAAAGCUGACCACAAUUACAUAUAAAAUGAACGCAAAUACCUAGAAAAUGACCGCAACUACCUAGAAUAUGGCCGCAACAACGCUACACUUUUAGAUGACCGCGACUACCUACCUAGAAAAUAACCUUUUUAGAUGGUGUGGGUGGGACGUACAGAGUGUGGAAGGAUUAGGGUGAAGGUGUGGGUGUGGGUGAGACGUACAG
Nematostella vectensis (starlet sea anemone) is the source of this 2054-nucleotide messenger RNA. RefSeq names its product trace amine-associated receptor 6-like. The transcript has 2 exons. The record is from RefSeq and is a predicted model, not a curated record. Gene Ontology annotation, cellular component: membrane. Gene Ontology annotation, biological process: G protein-coupled receptor signaling pathway. NCBI's taxonomy places the organism in Eukaryota, Metazoa, Cnidaria, Anthozoa, Actiniaria, Edwardsiidae. Gene Ontology annotation, molecular function: G protein-coupled receptor activity. The coding region runs from base 140 to 1102 and encodes 320 amino acids.